Ornithodoros turicata is the source of this 1283-nucleotide messenger RNA. RefSeq lists its product as uncharacterized. Bases 678 to 1142 code for a protein of 154 amino acids. The record is from RefSeq and is a predicted model, not a curated record. NCBI's taxonomy places the organism in Eukaryota, Metazoa, Arthropoda, Arachnida, Ixodida, Argasidae. The transcript has 5 exons.
AGGAUCGGUACAAACUUUAAAGCUCCUAGUACGCUUCUAGUAAUGGCAAAGUAGCUUCGAGUGUCACUUAGAAGUAGCCUUUACUGUUCACUUCGAGGCAAAAGCAACGUGGGUAUCUGUCAAUGGAGAUGGCAUGGGAAUCUUCACUGUUCACUGACUGACAUGACGCGCGUAAAUCUACAUGUGUGCUGCGCUGUGUGUUGUGUCGUCCUUUGUUUGUUUUCCGGCACGUUUUUUUAAUCGCUUUUAAAGUGUGAAUUUACGUACUCCUUGUUAUUAUUAUUUAUGAGAUCCUUCAGUGCUAACAUACUGCUCCAGGAUCGUCUGGGACGAACAACAAUCGGGGAAGCACCCGGAACAGAACAACCUCAAGGAACAGGACAGAGACACCCAUGCACAAGCAAGUGUGAAAAACCAGGCUUCAGUUCAGGACCAGGGGUGUUUACUUCUCAUUAAACAAGAUCCAAGUGAUACCUGUACAUUUGAGUUCUUGAGUCCCAGCCUUAUGGAUUUACAGCUGCAAGAGAUGCUGCUGGCUCCAAAGUGCAGUGUUCAGCUUUCGAGAGUAAAACUGGAACCUCCUGACGUUGCAUGUCUACACGAACAGGGCCAGAUACAGGAACAGUACUGCAGCGAGUCUCCAUCAAGAAGCGAUAGUUACGAAAUCAGCCGGCAGAAUGUCCAACAUUAGCAGAAAGAAACCACCAGUGGAAUCUCUCGUUGAAAACCUGCGCACACUGAAAAGGAAACACAAGCAGAGCCUUCGCAAAAACAAGGCCCUGGCUGCAUCGAAACAAAAGCUCACAGAGCAGUGCAAGGCACUGAAUCGUAAGCGCGAGAUCUUCAGCAUCCACUUUCUCAGGCUCAAGUCAUGGAUCGAAGACAAGGUAAACGCCCUGCAGAAGGUCACUCUGAAUGAAAUCAAAUCAUCACUGGAGCUGCUGGGGCAGAGCCUGGAUCCAGAUGGCGGCCUCUCCCUCACUCCAGUGGAGCAUCCAGAGGGGCAAGCUUUUAUUGUAACUCUAUUAGCACCAGCAAUAUGGUCGAUCGCAUCAAAGCAUCUGCUCAUUGGUGGUAGCCAAGGUCCACCUGGACACAGAGAGGUGGCAGGUUUGAAUCCCACCACUGGCUGUGUUGUCUGAGGUUAUGUCGGCACCCCUUAGCGUGUGCUUUGUCAUCAAGAUGUCUCAGUAGAAGUACGGUCAUUGCAUUACGAUCAAUCUUCGUGGUGAAAUAAAAGAGCAAGUUGAGUGAGUUCAGGGCUAGAUUUUUCCUUCAUAUCU